This is a messenger RNA of Brassica napus (rape), 1329 nucleotides long. RefSeq names its product dehydration-responsive element-binding protein 2F. Gene Ontology annotation, biological process: response to stress; positive regulation of DNA-templated transcription. NCBI's taxonomy places the organism in Eukaryota, Viridiplantae, Streptophyta, Magnoliopsida, Brassicales, Brassicaceae. The record is from RefSeq and is a predicted model, not a curated record. The transcript has a single exon. Gene Ontology annotation, molecular function: DNA-binding transcription factor activity; transcription cis-regulatory region binding. Bases 323 to 1123 code for a protein of 266 amino acids. Gene Ontology annotation, cellular component: nucleus.
GAAAUUUCUAUCAUCAAAGUGGAUAAUACUAUGGUAUUACUACUACUCUUUAAAAUAAAAUUUGACAUCUACAACUAAGGAUUACGAGAUUUAUCUUUAUUAAUCUUCUCCGACAAGAAAAGAAGAGGACACGAGAUUUUUUUCUCUCUCUCAAAAUAACAGAAGAAAGCAACGGUCACAUGCGCGGGUGAAAAAAAAAAAUUCUCUGUGAAGUGAAGGGAACCGUGACACUUAUUUAAACACUCAACUCUUUCAAAGUUUCCUAUUAUCAUCAUCACAUCCCUCUUUUCUUUCUUUCUUCUUCACUCUCUGCAACACACAAAUGGAAAAACCAUCCUCAAUGAAACAAUGGAAGAAAGGUCCUGCCCGUGGCAAAGGCGGUCCACAAAACGCUCUUUGCCGGUACCGUGGAGUCAGGCAACGAACAUGGGGCAAAUGGGUGGCUGAGAUCAGAGAGCCCAAGAAAAGGGCAAGACUCUGGCUUGGCUCUUUCGCUACUGCUGAAGAAGCAGCCAUGGCUUAUGACAAAGCCGCGUUGAAACUCUUUGACCAUGAAGCGUAUCUCAACUUACCUCAUCUUCAGAGGAAACAAGGGCCUCCUGUGAACAACACUCAGAGGUUUAAAUGGGUGCCUUCAAAGAAGUUCAUCUCUAUGUUUCCUUCUUCUCGUGGUUUGCUUAACGUGAAUGCUCAGCCUAGUCUUCACAUUAUCCAACAAAGACUAGAUGAGCUCAAGAAAAAUGGACUUCUAUCUCAGUCCUAUUUCUCUACUAGCCUUCUUGAUGAAAAAACCAGCAAGAUGUUGGAAGGUGAUGAUCAGAAGAAACCAGAGAUGGACCUGAACGAGUUUCUUCAGCAGAUGGGAAUCUUGAAGGAUAAAAGUAAAGCAGAAGCAAGUGAAGUAGCAGAAUGUCAUUACACUCCACCAUGGAGCGAACAAGAAAAAAGUGGAGGUCCUUUCACAGAUCAGAGUUUAAGCUGGGAGUCGAUGAUUGAUGAGAUGCCAGGAAGUGACACCUUAGUUAUGCAUUUCGACUCCAAUAAUUUCGGAAGUUAUGAUGAUUUUGAGGAUGAUCUAGGCUUCCCUUCCAUCUGGAACUUCUGUGGAAGCUUAGAUGAGUGAGAGGUACUUCUUGUGGAUCAGGUUCAGAAGUACACGUGUGGAGUUAGGCUUAGUGUAGUGCUUUUUGGACUAGUGUAACAUGAUAGCUGCAUGGAUAGAAAAGGGAUAUGCUCAGAGUGCAGUCUAAUGAGUCAGUGUACUUCUGAAUAUGAACGAGUUGUUCUAUGUUUUUCUUUUUGUUGUAAGCAUGUUCAUUCCUUCCUCUA